AGAUCCCGACAUUCAGCGGCAUCGUAGUUCGACACAUGUUUCGAUAGCUUUAAUAUUGUGCAUACUCAACGCAUUUAGUCUUUGAAUUUAAUUCUUUUCAUUGUUUUCCACUUAUUCCCUCAAUGGCUCGAGUUCGUCGAUGGGACAUGAGUCGGAACAUGAGAAGUUAAGUGCACAUGAGUUUAGGUUGCGAGGUGAAUUAUUCAGAAGAUCCCUUCCGCCGUGUUCCAGAUGCUGAGCGACCCACGUAUCAUCGAGCCUCAUCCCUUCCAGAGUGCCUCUCCCUUCUGCCUGCAGGGGGCAGUGUAUCAAAUCUUCUGUCCAUGGUGCUGAGUAGACUGCCGCUGUCUACAGUGCUGAACGCUCCUGCGGUGUCAAGCUCCACUCGGGCUGCGGGACCUCUGGUUCGGUUCCAACCGUCUGGAUCAGAGGUUCUUUUCCCUCACAGUCUUCUGCACCGGUACGAGUGCUGGCCCGACGAGUCGCAGCGGAGGGGGAGGGGACACCGGCAGUAGGGACGGAAGAUCAUGAGUUCAAAGGUCAGAUUGUGAAGCAGCAGGAAACUGUGGAGAAUUCUUCAAGCGAGGACCAGGACAGCACCAAUAUGAGCCAAGACACAGCAGAGACUCGCACCCGAACUCGAUCCAAAGGCAUUAGAGGGGCUUCAGAUCUCAUCGGACAAGAGCUCAAGCAGGAGCUGAGCAGCAGCUGUCCGACCCCGGGAUGCGAUGGCAAAGGUCACGUCAGUGGGCGAUACUCUCGACAUCGGAGCAUGCUGGGGUGUCCCAUGGUGAAGAAGAGGAAGCUGGAGGAGGCAGAGACCGAGGAGAAUCAAUCCACACCCAAGCGGAGGAGCCAGCCAGCAAAAGUGAAUCAGGAUGAGUGUACUGCUGUGGACAGCGACGCUGAAGAGGACACUAAGAAAGACGAAGGCGAGGAAGAGGAGGAGGACCUGAAGGAGCAGAAGAAGAAAACUAAGGACCAGUUGGAGAUGAAACAUGCAAACAGCUCCUCUUCCUCCUCAAAGGAAGCUGAGGAAUCACCAGUUUGUCCCGCAGAUGAACCCGACCAGAGCAAGAGUUCCCCCUCUGAAACCAAUGAGGGGGAGGAGGGAGAAAGUCAAGCACAAACGGCUGAUGAGCAGAAGCUCGGUGAGGAGGAGCAGCAGGGGGCUGGAGGCGAGGAUGCUGAGGCGCAACAGCCGGGGGAAGAGGAAAAAAGAGCUGAGCAGGAAGAUGCAGCUGCAGGUUUAGGAAAGGAAGAGGAGCAAACAGAAGAGAAGGUGGAGAAGGAGAGGGUGGAAGAGGUGGAAGAGGAUGAAGGGGAGGAGGAGCAGGAGGAGAGCAACAGAGAGGAGGAGGAGGAGGAGGAGGAGCAGAAGAAGGGGCUGCAAGUGGAGAAGCAACACAUGCCAGUAGAGAGGCAGAUCAGAUGUCAGGAGAACUCGGAUCACCAGUACUCAUCUGAUUAUAACCACCAAGUGAAGGAACUGCCACAGAAACAUAAAGAUGCAGUGGAGGAUGAAGAGUUAGAUGAGGAGGAAGAGGAGGAGGAGGAAGAGGAGGAGGAGGAGGAGGAGGAAGAGGUGAUGCAACAGAAAGCAACUUCCCACUCUGGGAGUCCACAUACUCAGGGAUCUGAAACCGAGGAGUCCUUUAGGAUAGAGAAAGCCGGCACGCCCUUGACUGAAGAGGAGGAGGAGUACGAGGAGCAGAGGGAGGAGGAAGAGGAGGAGGAGGAGGAAGAGCAGGGGGUGGAAGCAGGGGAGGUCGUAGUAGAGGAGGAAGAGGAGGAGGAGGAGGAGGAGGACGAAGAGGAUCAGGACUCUAGCAAAGCUUCUCCGAGUACAGUGAUGAUCGAGGUUCACAGUGAGGAAGGGGAGGAGGAGGAAGAGGAAGAGGAGGAUGAUGAUGAAGAGGAGGAGGAAGGACAGGAUCGUGUCUCAGAGGGCUCAGGGAUCACAGAUGACUCAGACAACUGGGACAUGACUCGAGGGAACCUGGGCCUUCUGGAGCAGGCCAUCGCCAUGAAGGCGGAGGAGGUGCAGGGAGGGGCGGAGCCCUGGAGCUCCCCGGACCACCACCCGUACAGCAGUUCCAGCCAGAGCUCGGAGACCCAGCCUGCAGGGGGGCGGCGGGGAUCCCACUACAGCAAAGACAAGAAGGAGGUCAAGUGUCCGACCCCUGGCUGUGACGGGACGGGUCAUGUGACAGGGCUGUACCCUCACCACCGCAGUCUCUCAGGAUGUCCUCACAAAGACAGAAUCCCCCCCGAGAUCCUGGCUAUGCAUGAGAACGUCUUGAAGUGUCCCACACCUGGCUGCACUGGCCAAGGGCACGUCAACAGUAACCGAAACACCCACCGCAGCUUGUCAGGCUGUCCCAUCGCAGCCGCGGCUAAGCUUAACAAGAGCCAGGACAAGCCGGUGCACUUACAGAGCUCGGCCAGUGAGCCCACCUCCAACUCAGACCGGGUUCUCAGACCCAUGUGUUUCGUGAAGCAGCUGGAGAUCCCUCAGUACAGCAGCUACAGACCGGGCACCGUCACCACCACCCCCCGAGCCAACCUGGCCAAAGAGCUGGAGAAGUACUCCAAAGUGUCUUUCGACUAUGCAAGCUUCGACGUCCAGGUCUUCGGGAAGCGCAUGCUUGCUUCAAAGACGGCCAACGUGGCGGAGACAUCGCCGAAGCCCUUCAAAUCUAAACCCGUGCCCAAAGCCUCGUCCCCGACUCACAGUGCAUCAGGAGGUUUUCCCAACAGCUCUUCCUCCUUCACGUCUUACGACUACAGCCAGGACGCCGAGGCCGCUCACAUGGCGGCCACUGCCAUCCUCAACCUGUCCACCCGCUGCUGGGAGCGACCCGAGACCCUCGCCAAACCUGAAGAACCCGCUCACAAGGAGCAGGACAUUGAAGUGGACGAGAACGGCACCUUGGACCUCAGCAUGAAGAAGACCAAGAGGGAGGGCGUGCAGUCCCCAGAGCCUUCAUCUUCCUCAUCUUCAUCCUCGCAGCACAUGGGUGCUGCUUAUUCUCAGGACCAAAAUCAAGCCGACUGGGAAGGACCACUGGACUUCACCCGGCCCAUCGGGGUGAAAGAGGAGGACCAAGAGGAGGCUGAGUACACAGCGCCGUCCUACACCUCGUCGGACGGCGAGGAUGACGACCAGGAGAACCUGGAAGACAGGAGAUACCCUGGGGAGGUCACGAGCAGCAGCUACAAGCUCAAGUUGCAGCCCAAAGACACCAAGAAAGAGGUUCUGGUGUGUCCCACCCCUGGAUGUGAUGGCAGCGGACACAUCACUGGUAACUACGCGUCACAUCGAAGUCUCUCAGGCUGUCCUCUUGCUGAUAAAUCUCUUCGGACCCUAAUGGCUGCCCACACAGCUGAGCUCAAGUGUCCCACCCCAGGUUGCGACGGAUCAGGUCACAUCACCGGGAACUACGCCUCACACAGAAGCCUGUCCGGGUGCCCUCGGGCCAAAAAGGGCGGGAUCAAAUCCACCCCAACCAAGGACGAUAAAGAUGACUCCGAGCUGCUGAGGUGCCCAGUCCCGGGCUGUGACAGUCUGGGUCACAUCAGCGGGAAGUACGCCACCCACCGCAGUGCCUACGGCUGCCCGCUGGCUGCUCGCCGACAAAAAGAGGGCCUUCUCAACGGGACCCCAUUCUCCUGGAAAGCCUUCAAAUCUGAGGGUCCCACCUGCCCCACGCCGGGCUGCGAUGGGUCCGGUCAUGCCAACGGGAGUUUCCUGACGCACCGCAGUCUGUCCGGCUGCCCUCGAGCUUCCAGCAACAAGAAGAGAGCCAAGUUCCCAGGCGACGAGUACAUCACGGCCAAGUUCAGAGCCAGUGAUGUUCUGGACAACGAUGAAGACAUUAAACAGCUCAACAAAGAGAUCAACGAACUGAGCGAGUCCAACUCUGAGAUGGAGGCAGACAUGAUGAACUUGCACACUCAGAUCUCCUCUAUGGAGAAGAACCUGAAGAACAUGGAGGAGGAGAAUAAGGAGAUCGAAGAGCGCAAUGAGGCCUUGUUCCUGGAGCUGUCUGGCCUGAGCCAGGCCUUGAUCCGCAGCUUGUCCAAGAUCCGCCUGCCAACCAUUGAGCCGGUGUGCGAGCAGAACUUCGACAGCUACGUGGACACGCUCACAAACAUGUUUACCGAUAAAGACUGCUACCAGAACCCGGAGAACCGAGCCCUGCUGGAGUCCAUCAACCAGGCGGUGAAGGGCAUCGAGGUGUGAGAGCGCAUCCUUGGCGGCGCGGUCCGAUCAUGUCUGUUUUUUGUAUGUUCCCUUGUGACACGUGUUGGUGGUGCGAAGGUGGGAAGCAUGGCGGAUGACUUGUCAACAAUCAGAAGAAUCAUUCUUAGUUAGCGAGCCUCCUCACUCUGUUGAUCGUGUUCUUUAUGACCAUUGUGAUGUUGCACCUUUGAAACUAGUUUGUAGAACAAUUCUUACUAUUGCUGCGUAACUAUUCAAGUUCCUUUUGUUCCUCAAGUUCCAUGCUCUUCAUGUCUGCAGUAUUAUUUAUCUUCUAUUUAUUACUCCUAUUUAAUAUUUAUUUUUUACAUUUUUAAAUGCUACCUAAGACAUUAUAAAUCACGAGGAGAAUGGAAGGUCAUUUCUUUUGCAUUGUUCAAAAAAUAUUUUAAGAUAUCAACUGCAAAAAUUGUUUUAUAAAUGUUUUUAUUUAUUUAAAAAUACCGGGGUCUUUUUAUUGGAAAUAUUUUGUAACUAAAGCUUUUUAAAUGAUUUUCUAAAUAUUUUUGGUGCUUUUCUUUGUUUGAUUUUACUUUGAUUUCCACAAACUAUUUUGAGUACAUUGCAAUACACUUGGAAUAUUGAGCUGCACAUAUUAGUAUUUAUUUGUGAAGAACAAAGUGAUGGUGAAUAUUUAUUUUGUAUUGUCUGUGAUGAUGACUGUGAGUCCAUUAAAGUCUGACUUUAACUUGGG
Molecule: messenger RNA, 4958 nt
Organism: Synchiropus splendidus (mandarinfish)
Lineage: Eukaryota; Metazoa; Chordata; Actinopteri; Syngnathiformes; Callionymidae
Gene: myt1a
Product: myelin transcription factor 1a
Exons: 23
Coding region: 605-4246 (1213 amino acids)
Biological process (GO): regulation of transcription by RNA polymerase II
Cellular component (GO): nucleus
Molecular function (GO): RNA polymerase II cis-regulatory region sequence-specific DNA binding; DNA-binding transcription factor activity, RNA polymerase II-specific; zinc ion binding
Source: RefSeq, a predicted model, not a curated record